Molecule: messenger RNA, 1853 nt
Organism: Oreochromis niloticus (Nile tilapia)
Lineage: Eukaryota; Metazoa; Chordata; Actinopteri; Cichliformes; Cichlidae
Product: flocculation protein FLO11-like
Exons: 9
Coding region: 1109-1669 (186 amino acids)
Biological process (GO): protein desumoylation; proteolysis
Cellular component (GO): nucleus
Molecular function (GO): deSUMOylase activity
Source: RefSeq, a predicted model, not a curated record
GCCCUUACAUUAUUACAGCAAUCCAAGGUAAAAGUGCAGAUCUUCAGGAUUCCAAUGGGACAAUCAUUCCAAAAGUAAAUAUUGACCAACUAAAGUUAAGCAAAGACAGCAUGCCAAGAGUGCCACACCGGGGUUCAAAGAAAACAGCAGCCACAUUACCAACAGCACAACCAGGUCCAGCAGCACCACAAGCUGCAGCAGCACCAGCAUCUGCUCUAGCUUCACAGGCUACAGCAGCACCAGUGGCGGUAGCACCACCACCACCUCCUCCUAGAGCUACACAGCCUACAGCACCAAUGGCAUCACUUACAUCACUAUCGGUUCAAACACAACAUCCAUCUCCAGUUCCACAAGGUAUAGCAAUAACGGUAUCAGAUCCAGAGUCAGGAGCAACAGCACAGAAAGAGAACGAACCAGCCACAAGUGCUACAGCACCAGAAUAUGCUACAGCUGUACAAACCGAAUCCCAAACAGCAGCAGACCCAGCCUCAAAGACCAUAACAGCAGACCAGGCCUCACAAACCACAACAGCAGACCAGGCCUCACAAACCACAACAGCAGACCAGGCCUCACAAACCACAACAGCAGACCAGGCCUCACAAACCACAACAGCAGACCAGGCCUCACAAACCACAACAGCAGACCAGGCCUCACAAACCACAACGGCAGCAGACCCAGCAUCACAGACCACAACGGCAGCAGACCCAUCCUCACAGACCACAGCUCCAAAUGCUACAACCACACAAGCCUCAGCUCCACAGAUUACAGCCCAGCAAUCUACAGCACAAACCAUGGAAGCAACAGUUCCACUUGUGACACCAGCCCCAGCAACAGCCACACAAGCUAGCCCUGCACCACCUCCAGCAUCACCCUCUCAGAGAUACACUGAACCUGUUGCAGAGAAAUAUAUAAUGGAUGCCUGGGCUGGAAAGAGUCCUCACGUUCUACUCUCCAAAAUUGGUGCUUACAAAUUAUUCUACUGGGAUAUCCAACAAAUUGGUCCGGACAUGGAGUUGGAAAGUGAGUCUAUUAAUGCAUAUCUUGCGAUCAUGGUGAGACAAUGCAAUCGCCAUAAUUCAGCCAAAGCAGCAUUCAUUGAUUCAUUUCAAUGACUGCCAUUUGGAAGAGAAAAGCUCCAAGACUCAAGAUCAAACCCAUGGAGCAUGAAGUGAUUCUGGGAAUUGUAAAUGAACAUCAUCACUGGACAUUAGUGGUCAUUUACCCACAAGAAAAGAAGUCGCUGUAUCUUGAUCCACUCGGAGAAACUAAACAAGGUAUCCAAAAUUGUUUGGAAUCAACAAGGGCAUUCAUGCGAAAAAAAGGAUGCAACGUCUCAAGAUGGACUUGUGACACAGUCAAACACCCAAAACAAUUGGACGCUACCUCAUGUGGAGUCUUUGCAUUGAAAUUUGCUGAAAAGAUCUUGCAAAAAGAGUCAAUAGACUUUCCGUCUACAAAAAAGGCCAUAAACACACACAGGCUGCAAAUUGCCACCACUCUCCUCCUAGAGACAGAUGACUUGACAAACAUCUGUCUUUUCUGCGGCGAAGAAGAGCAUGAAACUGACAACAAAUGGAUUCAGUGUGAGAUGUGUUUGCGGUGGUUCCACCAGCUCUGCGUGAAAAGCCCACCACCAGAAGACGUGUUUAUUUGUUUCGCUUGUACAUAGUUGACACUAAAGGUGCACAGCUAGUGUUCUUAUGGCACACAUUGUUGAGAACACACAUAUCGACAUAUAUAUAUAUGUAGAUGUUAAAUUAAGAAGUCUAAAAAAAGAAAAUGGUCUCCAAAGUUACUGUAGUUAUUAGUUAUACUGUGAUUUAUUUUGCAAAUAAACUCUUUCGUGAUAGCAA